AUGUGUCAAGCACAUGGUACAGAGUGUGUUUUCCCUCGCCCCAACGAUGGAUAUCAGCAUCGAACCCUUGUUUCACCGCGGAGAUCUUCAGCCAAUGCGAAACAACGAUGCACACAGCGGGCCAUUGAGCAUACACGAUCUUAUCCUAGACCACAAUUCAUAUCACGACCUGUGGAGCUGAACAUUAUCUCCACUGGGUCGGGCCCGGAGAUAUCACCUGCCUCGGGAGAUCACCUGAGAGCUGAAGGCUUGCCCGAUCUUGCGGGCAUUAUUGCAGAGGCUGAAGACGAUAGCUCUCAUAUUGUUAGCCCUGCAGUUGCAGAUGAUAAUGAGAUAUUGGAGAGUUACUUAUCUGCCGUCCCCGCUACUCGGAGAGGUCCAGUACGCACAGGCUCGUCAUCGAAUCGACCGCUGAGACCUGUACGAUUCAAUAUUGUGCCGAGAAGACCAUUGGGCGUUACUGGUGGUCAAUCUCUUGCGGCAUCAAAGUGUGAAAUCAUUGAGAGAUAUAUGGAUCCCCAUAUUGAUGAGUAUCUCAACUUGUUCUUUGAGAAGGCCAAUACAUGCUUUCCAAUUUUUGAUGAGGCUUUAUUUAGAAGUGCUUACUUCUCCCAUAAAGGCAAAAUGUCACAUUCUUUACUAUGUAACCUGUAUGCCAACUCCCUGGUAUAUUGGAAAAGCUCCCCCAAGCUAUGUUCUGGCCGCGUUCCUGAUAUCCGGUUUAUAUGGAACCAAGCGAAUGAAGCACUGCACUCUGAACUCUUCUUAUCUCCUGGCAUCUCAACAGUGAUGUCCAUCAUUCUCAAUGUGUGUGGUAGACCAAGCACGUCAAUGUUUGGAAAUGGCGGGAUGGUCGGGACUUCAGUCGCUUUGUCCAAUGCACUUGGUUUAAAUCGUGAUCCGUCAGGCUGGGAUAUAUCGCCACUGGAGAGAAGUCUCCGGAUCAGAAUAUGGUGGCUUGUUGUCAUUCAUGACCGCUGGUGUAGUUUGGCUUACGGGACACCUCUGCACAUUCACCGAGAACAGUACGACGUGCCUUUCCCAUCAAUAGAUGAUAUGUGUUCUACUGGAGGCUCUCUGUGUCAAAGGACAGCGGCUUCGAUUUUCAUCGCCCUCACAGGAUUAACAGAUGUUCUUUCUCGCUUCUUGGAGCAUGUUUACAGUGUCUCGAAGGAAUCAAGGCAGUCAGAAAUGUCUGCAAUACAAUUGGAGAACCUUCUCAAUGAGUGGGAGGAAUCUCUGAAUGGAGACGUCCGUCGCCUUGUUCUUCGAGGAACUGACUUACAAGGUCCUGGGGCUGCAAAUCUCCGUCUAGCCUAUUUGGCAGUACGACUACUUUUAAGACGGAUUCAGCUUGAUAUCAACAAGAGUAUUGUACAGCCUGAGGACGACACAAUUUCUCCCUAUUAUAUGAAUGCCCAACGGGCUGCUGAGGAUAUCGCACAUCUAGUGCAAGAGCUGGACGAGACACAACUUCGUGGAUUCUGGAUUCCAGUGCAUGCAUUUUCUAUAAACUCAGCGACUAUGUUUCUGCUUCGAAGCGGUCUUCUGAUGAGGCAUCAAAGUCGCAAUACGCCACUCAAGACUGCAAAUGACAUAAUUAACACACUCCAGUCCCAUCGUCGAAAGUUUGAUUGGGAUCUUGCAGAUAAUUGUCUUGAUAAUUGUACGGAUUUGGUCGAAAAGAUUGCCCUCAGCAACCCGCAAGUGAGUACUGAUCUAUCCCUGUCAGAAUUUCCGGAUCUCUCAGAUGAUUUGGAAAUAAAUACGGGUGUUUUCGAUGACCUUUUUCUCGAGGUACAUGGGUUCUCGGAUGGGUUUGAUUUAUAA
Molecule: messenger RNA, 1830 nt
Organism: Penicillium nucicola
Lineage: Eukaryota; Fungi; Ascomycota; Eurotiomycetes; Eurotiales; Aspergillaceae
Product: fungal specific transcription factor domain-containing protein
Exons: 2
Coding region: 1-1830 (609 amino acids)
Biological process (GO): DNA-templated transcription
Cellular component (GO): nucleus
Molecular function (GO): DNA binding; zinc ion binding
Source: RefSeq, a predicted model, not a curated record